GCUUCUAGCCAAGUUGUGGACAAAUGUAGACCUUAUGGGUUCGAGCCCAUCGGCGGGAAAAAUUUAUAUCACAUUUUGCUUUCCUUAUAUUUCUUCUCAAAUGUCUAUCCAACACUUCAGUUACGAAAUUAGGGUUUUGAUUCCAUAAUUGCUGCCACGGAGUGCUAUUUCUCUCUUCUCAGGCAAUUUCCUCUGCCAAUUCUUCAUCAGUCUUUAUUCUCAGGCAAUUUCCUCUGCCAAUUCUUCAUCUGAAAAUAUGAUUCCUGCUCAAUUUUAAAGAAAUGGGUGAAGAGGACAUUCAACAAAUUACAAGAAGAACAACUCGGUCCUUUUCUUCCUCUGCUGCUACAGGCAAUGAGGCUGAGAAAACAAAAAUAAGUGAAUCGUACGCUCCCAACCUCAAAGAUCUCAUUUUUGGAGGGGAUCACCUUAGCUAUGACGAUCUGCUAUCUAGUUUUCCCACUAGAGGUGUCCAGAUUUCUCAGAUAGUACAUCUUUUGGGUCCCUUGAACGCCCCCAUGCUUCCUAUAUUUAUUUAUGGAGGUGCUUCAACUGGAAAAACCAGUAUUAUUCUCCAAAUUUUUAGACAUCUCAAUCGCCCUUUCGUUUAUGCAAGCUACCGGACUUGUUAUAGUCCUUGCCUCUUUUUUGAAUCCAUUUUAAAUCAGUUGUUGCUUUAUAAAAAGAAUGCAGUCAAUGGCUAUUCAAGUUCAAAACGCUGUGAAAAGCCAUCUGAUUUUGUUAAUUUUCUCCAUGAAUCUUUGCUGAGUGUCAUCAAUGAUCUCAAAGUGAACACAAGGAAAUUGAGCUCUAAUAAGUUGGCUGGGCAGCCCAAUGGAAGUAUGGUCUACUUGAUACUUGACAAUUUGGAGCUUGUUCGCGAUUGGGAUAAAAGUUCUACUAUAUUACCUUUUAUGUUUAACCUUUAUGAUAUUUUGAAGAUGCCUGAAGUGGGACUCAUAUAUAUUAGCAAUACUUCACCUGAUACAUAUUACUCCAAUGUGGGAUAUGUGGAGCCCAUUCCUGUUUAUUUUCCUGAAUACACAGAAGAAGAUCUUCGCCAAAUUUUCUUGAGAAACCAAGCAAAUCAAAAGCUCUACUCAUCCUUUCUUGAUGUUGUCCUCAAACCAUUUUGUAGAGUUACCAGACGAGUAGAUGAUUUAUCUACUACCUUUUCAUCAUUGUUUAGAAAAUAUUGUGAACCCUUGAAUGACUUGGAACAUGUACCCAAUGAAGAGAUGAAGAGAAGGUUGUUCAGUCAUUUUCAACCACACAUUGCCCUUUCUUUGAAUGAGAUAUUCGAGGUUCACUCUUGGCCUCUCCUUGAAGUUGAAUCCAACAAGGAGAAAAAGCGGAAAAGUAGCAUAAGAAGCAGUGAAUAUUUUGCUGAGUUAGAUUUUCAUAUGUCUACUUCUGCAAAGUAUCUUCUUAUUUCAGCAUUCCUGGCUUCAAGAAACCCAGCUACUCUCGAUGCAUCUUUGUUUGAUUCAACUGUGGGUUCAGAUAGUUACAAACGUAAGAGAAAGGCUUCUGUAAAAUCAAUGGAGCAGAAGGAAGCUGCAGAACAGGAAUUACUUGUGAAAGGACCUGGAACUUUCCCAUUGGAGAGGUUAUUAGCUAUAUUUCAAUGUAUAUCGUCAGUAGCUGAAGGUCCACUUGAUGAAGAAUAUGACAAUGAUGUGCUAAGAUUUGAAAGUGGGGAUAGUGGGUUCAUGUCUGAUGUUCUAAUGCAAUUGUCCAGCCUCUGCAAUGCUAAUUUUAUUAUUAAAGGAGGAAGCUGCCCUUUGGAGGGUUCAACUCGGUAUCGGUCUACGAUUACUGAAGAUAUGGCUUUGAAGGUAGCUAGGAGCCUGAAGUUCCCUCUGCCAAACUACUUGUACAGAAGAUAAUGUCAAAUGUGGUCAUUAAGCAUUCUUCAGAGAUCAAACAUACAGAAGCUUGAGAGGUGGUUUGCUGCUGGCGCCGAAGCCUUUGGCAUUUGCCUGCAGUUGACAUGUUCUUGAUGGAUUACUGUUUGGGUUUUGCAAGCUUGUGGGGAGGAGAGAAGGGGCUUUUGAGUUCCAUGGAGAAGGUUUUGCGAGGUAGAGUGGUGAUCUGUGUGAACAAACAAGAGCAUUCAUACUGGUAAAAAAAAACGAGCAUUCAUGGUUUUUUAAGCUAUAUUUUGCUUUUCAUCAGCCCCAUAUGUGUCUGUUAUUAACUUCUCAUGGCUGGUUAUCUUAUCCGAACCUAAACGUAUGGUGGUUGGCGUGCUGUUAAUUUCCUGAGAUAUUUCUUGGUUUACUUAUUAUGAUAUGAUAUUCUUUUUUGGAA
This is a messenger RNA of Hevea brasiliensis (rubber tree), 2313 nucleotides long. RefSeq names its product origin of replication complex subunit 5. Gene Ontology annotation, biological process: DNA replication initiation; DNA replication. NCBI's taxonomy places the organism in Eukaryota, Viridiplantae, Streptophyta, Magnoliopsida, Malpighiales, Euphorbiaceae. The transcript is spliced from 6 exons. The record is from RefSeq and is a predicted model, not a curated record. Gene Ontology annotation, cellular component: nucleus; nuclear origin of replication recognition complex. Bases 282 to 1889 code for a protein of 535 amino acids. Gene Ontology annotation, molecular function: DNA replication origin binding.